AUGGCAGCCGACCAGAGCGAGUCAACAACCCAGCGCGAUAUCCUCGCCGAGAUCGAAGCAAUCCUGGCAGAGCUGGUAGAAUACGACCCGGUAUGUCCAGGAUUCGGGACGACGUGGACAAAACUCUUCGCUCCGGGAUCCGCCGCCACCGCCGCCACCGCCGCCAUCCUCGCAAAACCCGCAGUCGCACCGCCGACACGAAAAACCGUGCCGACGGUCGGCUGCGCGGUACAGCGCUUGGACACGCAGCAAAGACGGAAAUUGGAGUGGCUCACCACCCCGCCACCUCCACUAAGCCAGGCGAGGCCACAAUCCGGACCCAAGAUCACCAACGUGGAGAGGGUGAAUCUCGAUCUUGCGGCCAUACGGGGCCGCCUAACAACCAAGCCCCUGGCACCGCCACCGACACCGGCCAACAACUCGCCGGCAUCGACGAAACCUCCGCCGCUACCGAUCACCGGCCCAAUGGCGCCGCCGAAAGCAACCACAGCCAGGAUCUCCGCGCCGCCGCCGCCGCGGCCAGCACCAGCCGACGUCCAACCGUUACGGGCGGAAGGGACACAACUACCACCCCCGAUCCCGGUAGCUGUGGAGGACGGGCACAUCGUGUGGGUGCCCCACUACCACGCGCACGUCUCCCGGCAGCACAAAACGCGGUCGGGAGGAAAACGAUGGCACAUCCGAUUUAAUGCGACCGGCUCCGUCCGCAGCAUACGGGAAAUCGGGCCAAAAAUGUAG
Messenger RNA from Temnothorax curvispinosus, 738 nucleotides. RefSeq names its product formin-like protein 5. Lineage: Eukaryota; Metazoa; Arthropoda; Insecta; Hymenoptera; Formicidae. The transcript has a single exon. The record is from RefSeq and is a predicted model, not a curated record. The coding region runs from base 1 to 738 and encodes 245 amino acids.